Molecule: messenger RNA, 2276 nt
Organism: Oxyura jamaicensis (ruddy duck)
Lineage: Eukaryota; Metazoa; Chordata; Aves; Anseriformes; Anatidae
Gene: DBX2
Product: developing brain homeobox 2
Exons: 4
Coding region: 309-1184 (291 amino acids)
Biological process (GO): regulation of transcription by RNA polymerase II
Molecular function (GO): DNA-binding transcription factor activity, RNA polymerase II-specific; DNA binding
Source: RefSeq, a predicted model, not a curated record
CUCCCGACAUGGCGGCGGGCGGGUAGCAGGGGGCAGCCACCGCUCCGCUCCCCGCCCAGCCCCCGUCCCCGGGGGGCUGCGGGGCGAGGCGGCAUUGUUGGCCGCGUCCAUCACUCACUCCCCAGCCCGGCUGACAUAAUGAAUGCGCUUGGACACACCUUCCAGCCCGGCGGAGAGGCGCGGCGUGCCUCCAGCCGGCGCUCCGCUCCCCUCAGCCCUCCCGGCCCCCACAGCCCGCAGCCCCGUCCCGGCCCGGUGAGGGGCCGCGGCGGCCGGGCUGGGCUGGGCUGGGGCGGGCAGCCCUCGCUAUGCUGCCCAGCGCCCUGUACUGGGACCUGGUGGGCUCCUCGGCUCUCCUCAACCUGCCGGCGGCGCCGGGCUUCGGCAACCUGGGCAAAAGUUUCCUCAUCGAGAACUUGCUGCGGGCCGGGGCGCCGCAGAGCCCUGCCCAGCUCCGUCCCCUCCCCGCCAGCCCCGUCCCCCUCAAGCUGUGCCCCGCGGCGGAACAAAUCAGCCCCUCGGGGGGUCCCUUCCCGACACGGUGGGCUUUUCAAGUGCUUAACCCCUCGGCGGCGGACGGCGGCCGCCUGCCAGCGCGGGCUCCGGCGGCGGACAGAGGCGGCGUCUUCCCGCCGGCGGCCACAGCUCUUUCCAAACACUUUUUUCUCCGAGCCCCGCCAUUCUACUCAGCAUGCUGCGGUGGGUCCUGUCAGCACCCUGCAUCCCCCACUGCUUUUCCAAGAGAGGAAAGUGUCCUGCCUCUUCUGACCCAGGAGUCUAACUCCAAAGCCCGGAGAGGUAUAUUACGAAGAGCUGUCUUUUCUGAAGACCAGAGGAAAGCUUUGGAGAAAAUGUUUCAGAAGCAGAAGUAUAUCAGUAAAACAGACAGGAAGAAACUGGCCAUUAACCUGGGUCUGAAGGAGUCUCAGGUGAAAAUUUGGUUUCAGAACCGAAGGAUGAAGUGGCGCAACUCCAAAGAAAAAGAAGUGCUUUCAAACAGGUGCCUCCAAGAAGGUCUUCAGGAGAACUACCUCUCACAGUCCACCAUGAAUUUUACUUCCCCAUGCCCCUCCGUGUGGGAAGUAUCUCAGGAGCAGGCAAGUCCAAGGUGGAAGGAGAAGUCUCCAGGAAAUUCUGAAAGACUGGCUAGUACACAACCACCUCCAAGAGCAAAUUCAUCGUAGAGCCCAUUGUAUUUGUAUCCUGACCAAGACACUGCAAAUAAGGCAGUUACAUCAUCAGCUUAAAAAAUAGGGGCAGUUUGUAAAUCGAGUGGAGAACACGGGCUUCAAAUAAGAGGUCUUCUAAGACUAACAAUAUUUGGACACUGUAAAGCUAACUAGUUUAUGCCUCAUAAAUUUGCUAAAGUCUAACACCAUUAAAAUGACAAACAACUAAUGAUUUAAGAAAUACUUUUCAAUACUCAGCCUUUUCUUGUGUCUUUUCCAGUCUUUUACUGACCUUAAAAGUGGAAUAGGAACUGAUGGUAAGUAAAACGAAGUGAAGAGCAUGACGCUGAAGUUUGGCUCUGAUUUAUACAUCUGCACUGUAUAUAGAUAUUCAUUAAAACACGCUGAUAGAUGAUCUCUUCUAUCUCUCACUGCAUUCAGACCAAGUAAUUUCUUUUGUGUAUAAGAAUAACCCUGGUUUCCUGAAGAUAGUAAGUUGCUUUGGGUUCUUUUUGAAACUGAUUAAAUGACACAGUAGGUUCAUAUGUAAUUUUUAGUAUGUUUCCUCCAUCUGUCCUCACCUAUAUCAGUAUCCAGCUAGUUCAAAUAGCACAGGCACACAUCAGCUGGUAACCAUAGUAAAGUAUGCAAUACUAAAAGACAACCAACCAACCCGCACAAUAAAUGGACUGUGUUUAAAAUGAUUUGAUUUGAAUGCAUACUGGGAAAUGCAAUUCACUAACUCCUUUAUUUUAUCCUGUGGAUGAAACUUACAGCAUUUUCAACUCAAUUUCAGUGGCUUUGUCAGACUGUAAGUGCAAUCUCUUGUAAUCUGUUCUGUAUUUCAAAAUUGUGAUGGCAAUAUGCAGAAUUACAGGCCAAACGGACUAAGCAGCAGUGCUAUAACUGGAAAAACUGCCACUAGAGCCUCCCUCAGUGAAGUACCUAAAGAGAUGGCAUGCUGUAGUAAUCUCAUUCCUCACUUACUCCUCCUUAAACUCAUGCCAAGAAGUACACAUAAAUAUAUAUAUGUAUUAAAAGACAGGACAGCAUUCUGUGUAAUACGAGAAGCCUGAAAAAAUACUAUUAAAACUGCUUUACUUGAAA